This is a messenger RNA of Tilletiaria anomala UBC 951, 1081 nucleotides long. RefSeq names its product UBC-like protein. The record is from RefSeq and is a predicted model, not a curated record. The coding region runs from base 191 to 652 and encodes 153 amino acids. The transcript is spliced from 5 exons. Lineage: Eukaryota; Fungi; Basidiomycota; Exobasidiomycetes; Georgefischeriales; Tilletiariaceae.
UGCACAGAAUGUAGGAGCCAGCACUUCGGGCUUUAUUCACUAGGACAGGUGUAUGCGGUAAUUGUAUCAGCACUGCUAUCACAAGUAGAGGACCCGCUAAGAACUGCAUGCCUGAUCUGAAUGAACGCGGCCCUGACUAUCUGCACGCCAGACUCAAGUGUGAACGGGUAGCCAGUUUGAUGCUUUCGCCAUGUCGAACCCGGGAUCCAAAAGAUUGGCAAAGGAGCUUGUGGAGCUGCAACGCAACGGGCCUCCCGCGGGCACCACGCUCAUAUCAGCCGAUAAUCUAGAGGAAUGGCUGUUCGAGCUGAGCGUGCUCGGUCGGUCCGUAUUUGAAAACGAGAAGUUUCGACUGCGCUUCAGAUUCUCAAACCGGUAUCCGUGGGAAGCCCCCGAGGUCGUCUUUGUGACCAAUGACACCCUCAAGGCUCCAGAGCAUCCACAUGUUUACAGCAACGGGCACAUCUGCGCCAGUAUCCUUGCGAACGACUGGUCGCCUGUGCUGAGUGUCUCAUCCGUUCUCUUGACGCUUCAAAGCAUGCUGGCAUCGUGUAAGAGAAAGGAGCGACCGCCGGACAACGAGAAAUAUACCAAGCACAGCCCGAUCUCACCAAAGGACACGCGCUGGGUCUUCCAUGACGAUACAGUGUAAACUCUCUACACCUCAUGACAGACGCCUGUAGUAACCCGCAACAAGGUGCAUUCCCACAUGCUGCAUCAACGGUCCUGAUGCAAAUGAACAUUGGGGUUCGAUGAGACCACCACGACGAGGCUGCUGUCGCUCAUUAGCUCCGGAACGCUCCUGCGCAAUUUCCCGCCCGAGUUUGGCGAGGGUCGCCCUCCAAUGUGCUGGCUGCUCUUGGCAUGUCCUGGUCUCGCAAGUGCUAUCAAGUCGAGCUUGACCGACGCUGUCAAGUGAAAAGACUGCAACAUGAGCAUGUUCCAACUCGCAUCUGAACGAGGAAUCAUGAUGCGAUGCAAUCGGCUGAAUCUCCGCAGAUAUCAAUUCCUUCCUGUGACACCCUGUAUUCCUACAUAUUAGUUGGCUAAACAGUUAAAAAUGGGAUGCUGACAAUUCACG